AUGAAGAAAAUUGGUGAUGAUUUUCAAGAGUUAGUUGAUGUAGCUCCUGAAUUCAUCUCAGAACAGUUUUUGGCUGGUGAAUUUUAUCGUCGAACUCCAACUGGAUUAACCGGGUAUAUUUUGAAUAAUAGACCUCCAGAAACUACGACGUGGACACAAUUAUCAGACAUGGCUUGUAAUUAUGAAAAUACUUUCAAGCAAGCUCAACCAAACAGGACCAAGUUGAAUUUUAAAAUUUCCAAAUCCUAUAAAGGGAUGGAGAAAAAGAAGCCUGUCAAAUGUUUCAAGUGUAACAAAGUGGGUCAUUUGGCUCACCAAUGUAAGAACUCAAUAAAUAAUACGUCAAAAAACUAG
This is a messenger RNA of Arxiozyma heterogenica, 354 nucleotides long. Its product is annotated as C2HC-type zinc finger protein. Gene Ontology annotation, molecular function: nucleic acid binding; zinc ion binding. The transcript has a single exon. The coding region runs from base 1 to 354 and encodes 117 amino acids. NCBI's taxonomy places the organism in Eukaryota, Fungi, Ascomycota, Saccharomycetes, Saccharomycetales, Saccharomycetaceae. The record is from RefSeq and is a predicted model, not a curated record.